This is a messenger RNA of Paralichthys olivaceus (Japanese flounder), 1904 nucleotides long. Its product is annotated as G-protein coupled receptor 26-like. Gene Ontology annotation, cellular component: membrane. NCBI's taxonomy places the organism in Eukaryota, Metazoa, Chordata, Actinopteri, Pleuronectiformes, Paralichthyidae. The record is from RefSeq and is a predicted model, not a curated record. Gene Ontology annotation, molecular function: G protein-coupled receptor activity. Gene Ontology annotation, biological process: adenylate cyclase-activating G protein-coupled receptor signaling pathway.
AUGGACUUUGCUGACAUUAUCUUCGCUUUGUUCAUCGUCGUGGUCGCGGUCGUCUCGCUGUUGUCCAACUUGUUAGUGCUGCUAUGUUUCGUGCACAGCACCGAGAUACGCCGACAGGUGCCCGGUGUCUUCACCAUGAACCUGUCCUUCUGCAACAUCCUCAUCACUGUGCUCAACAUGCCCGCCACUCUGGUGGGCAUCGUCCGGAACCAGCAGCCUUUCGGGGAUUGCGUUUGCCACACGGUGAGCUUUCUGGAGACUUUCCUCACCGCCAACACCAUGCUGAGCAUGGCAGCCCUCAGCAUCGACCGCUGGAUAGCGGUGGUCUUCCCGCUCAGUUACUCCACUAAGAUGCGCUACAAGGACGCGCUGAUCAUGGUGUGCUACUCCUGGCUCCACUCCUUCACCUUCUCCCUCACGGCGCUCCUCUUCUCCUGGGUCGACUACAGUGAUGUUUACGCGUCGUGCACCCUGCAGCCGAGGGACCGAGGCAGCGACAGGAUUAAGUUUACAAUCUUCACAGUAGUUUUCCACGCCACCAGCUUCAUGCUGUCCCUGCUCAUCCUCUGCUUCACCUACCUGAAGGUGCUGAAAGUCGCCAGGUUCCACUGCAAGAGAAUUGACAUAAUCACCAUGCAGACUCUUUUCCUGCUGGUCGACAUUCACCCCAGCGUAAAGCAGAGAUGUUUAACAGAGCAGAAGAGGAGAAAGCAAAGAGCCACCAAGAAGAUCAGCAUCUUCAUCGGCUCAUUCAUCAUCUGCUUUGCUCCUUAUGUUAUUACAAGGUUGGCUGAGCUUCUACCUUUUGUGGACGUCAACCGCCACUGGGGAAUCAUCAGUAAGUGCCUCACAUACAGCAAGGCUGCAUCUGACCCCUUCGCCUACUCCCUCCUACGUCAGCAGUACAAGAAAGUCCUGGUUACAGUCGUCAACAGGCUGCUCCGUCGCGAUCUUUACCCUUCAUCUGGCCACAACAGCUCUUUAGACACAGAGAACGACUACUGUCUCCAGAGGAUCAGCUAAUGGCGACCGUGCGGACGUGACAGAUGCACACCCACAGCGGGCCAAAAACAGAAAGGCUGCCUCUUGGUAGAGGAGGAUGGGCGGAGGCGAAGAAUUAGGAGAGAGACGGAGUGGACAGGAUAUUAGAAGGAAGUGAAACGAGACUAGAUGGAGGGGACAGAUUGUGGGUUCGGGGGGAGGCGGGGGGAGGAGAGAGCAAAAAUAAGGGAGAUAGUGGGUGGGGAAGAUUGAACAGACAGUAAUGAGGGGGAGGAUGAACAGGCAAAGAAACGGAGGGGAAGGCGAGAUGAGUGAGGGGAAGACAGAUAGGGAUGAUGUGGCCUCAGACAGUACUGGUAAACAAGGGAUCUUUAAUUCAUCAACACACAUGAAACCUCCCCCCCACACAGAUUCACACACAGACAAAUCAAUUCCAUGAAACUCGGGUUCAAGAUGAAGCUGAAGGACCACGCUGCUGGAGACGUCUUGACUCGGAGAGAGAAGUGGCCUUUUGCGCUGGAGCAACCACUUUGUAGUCCACGUGUCGGGACCUUUCCUCUUUCCUCUGCCUCGAGACACAGGGACAGUAGCAGAUGCUCAACAGGCAACAGAGAGAAGAUGUAGAGGAGAAGAAAGACUACGUGGUCCCUGCCUCUGGAUAAAGUACCUUCACUGGACGGAUGGACUCUUUAGCAUGGAGGCUCAGCUGCUGCACAUUGCUGCCAUUUUCUGUAUUGGCCGUGUUAGACUACUUUGCAGUGUCAUGUCAGUCACUGAAUAUUGAAGCACUUUGUCUAAAUCUCUCAGAGCUACUAUAGAUACAAGAGCCAAAGGCAAAUAACAUGUACACCACGAUGUUAAAGGACGGAGCUGGGGAUGUUCUUUGUUUUUGUUAUUGUCAA